AUGGAGACCGAACUCAAAAAGUUGAAAACCCUAGUUUCAUUCAAACAAAUAUGCCAUUCCACAACCAAUAUACAAGAUCUAGGCCCCCAAGAUCAUGGAUACACAAGCUUGAAGGACAUUAUCCCGGACUCGCCACCAUGCAAUGCAACGAAUUUUUACGAGUCCAAUGUAUUCCAUUCUUCUAGCAUUUCCAUUCGAAAUGAAUUGGUCAAGCAUGCAGCAUCAGCCUACGUUCAAUCUGCGUUUCUGACAAAUCAAAACCAAAAUUGCUUGGCAAAUCUAUGGGAGAACAUUACGAACCAGGCUGCAAUUCAUUCGUGCUGGAACGUCUAUGUUCAGAUGCCUUUAAGGGCUUGUUUCGGAAUAAUGUUUCGAUUUCUGGAUUGCAUUGUCAAUGGAUUUGGAAGAGUUUCAAGUGGGAGGAUAGCAAUAGCGUGA
Molecule: messenger RNA, 438 nt
Organism: Ilex paraguariensis (yerba mate)
Lineage: Eukaryota; Viridiplantae; Streptophyta; Magnoliopsida; Aquifoliales; Aquifoliaceae
Source: the annotation of a GenBank genome assembly